Molecule: messenger RNA, 1725 nt
Organism: Australozyma saopauloensis
Lineage: Eukaryota; Fungi; Ascomycota; Pichiomycetes; Serinales; Metschnikowiaceae
Gene: HIS7
Product: imidazoleglycerol-phosphate synthase
Exons: 1
Coding region: 1-1725 (574 amino acids)
Biological process (GO): L-histidine biosynthetic process
Molecular function (GO): oxo-acid-lyase activity; imidazoleglycerol-phosphate synthase activity
Source: RefSeq, a predicted model, not a curated record
AUGUCUGAAAAAGUUUAUAUCAUUGACGUAGAAAGUGGAAACUUGCAAUCACUCGCAAACGCCAUUAAAUACAUCGGCAGCUAUGAAGUAGUUUUCAUUCGGGACAGAGAAGACUUCGAAAAGCACAAUGAUCAGAUCACGAAACUUUUUUUCCCUGGAGUUGGUAAUUUCGGCCAUUUCGUUCACGAACUUUCCGCUCGCGGUUUAAAUACUCACAUCAAGAGUUACAUUGACAGUGGAAGAGAAAUAAUGGGUAUUUGUGUGGGUCUUCAAUCCUUCAUGAACUCCUCUGAAGAGAGCCCCAAUGUUCCUGGCCUCGGGCUCCUUGAUUUUGAAUUGACCAAAUUUGAUAAUCACGACUCAUUGUACCAGUCGAAGGGACUCGUGAAAGCAGUUCCACACAUUGGUUGGAACAGAAAUGAGAAGAUCUUUGAUGGCCCAAGAGAGCUCUCGUCAACUGAGGCAUUGUACAAUACAAACACUGAAGAUAGCUACUAUUUUGUUCACUCUUACGCCGCUAUUUUGAGCAAUGACAAUGUGAGGGCCAAGAUUGAGAAAGCCAAGAAGGAAGGAUGGUCCUUUGCCAUAGCCAAGUACGGCUCUGAAGAAUUUAUUGCUUGUGCUUCCUACAAGAACUUAUUUGCAACACAAUUCCACCCCGAGAAGUCUGGCGAAGCUGGCCUUUCAAUAAUCAAGGCUUUUUUGGACGGAGAAAGACACUCGUCUCGUUCUCAGAGUCUGACAGCUAACUCCAGCGGCUUGACAAGACGUAUCAUCGCGUGUUUGGACGUUCGCUCCAAUGACGCCGGCGACCUUGUUGUUACCAAAGGUGAUCAAUAUGAUGUACGUGAAAAGAGCGAUGAUGGAGCUAACGAGGUGAGAAAUUUGGGAAAACCAGUUGAGUUGGCCACUAAAUACUAUAGGCAAGGUGCUGAUGAGGUUACAUUUCUCAAUAUCACUUCGUUUCGUGAAUCUCCUAUCAAGGACUUGCCAAUGUUGGAAGUUUUGAGAAAGGCCGCCGAAAAAAUUUUUGUACCCUUGACCGUGGGAGGAGGUAUUAAAGAUUUAGUGGACCCUGUAUCUGGUGAACUUUACCCUGCUGUGACAGUUGCAGAUUUAUAUUUCCGGUCAGGAGCAGAUAAGGUCAGUAUUGGCUCAGAUGCUGUGCGCAUUGCAGAAGAGUAUUACGCAUCAAAUAAGAGCAAAAGCGGAAAGAGCGCUAUUGAGGCUAUUUCAGCAAGAUUUGGUGUUCAAGCAGUCGUGAUUUCCGUUGACCCAAAGAGAAAAUACUUGAAUGACCCUUCACAGACCAACAUGGCUGUGAUCGAGAUUUCGGACCCCGAGAAAUAUGGUCCAAAUGGUGAGAAGUUCUGCUACUACCAAGUCACUUCGCAAGGUGGCCGCAAAACUCAUGAACUUGGCGCAUUGGAGCUUUGUCAAGCCUGUGAGGCCUUGGGAGCCGGCGAGAUUUUGCUCAAUUCCAUUGAUCAUGACGGAACGAAUCAGGGUUUCAACUUCGAGCUCUUGAAACAGGUGAAAGGAGCGGUGUCCAUACCUGUUAUCGCAAGCUCUGGCGCUGGUGUUCCUUUGCACUUCAAAGAUGUGUUUGAGUUGGACUGUGGAGUUGAUGCUGCGUUGGGAGCAGGAAUGUUCCACAGAGGUGACUAUGACAUUGCUUCUGUAAAAGAUUAUUUGAGAGAGAACUCCGAUAUUAAUGUCAGAUAG